UGCUUGAAUGAGUUUGAAAUCGAACAAGAGAACGUGAUUUUUUUUUUUUUUGUCCUUUUUUUUAUAUGUAGAAACAAUAUUAAAUUUUAGGUUCUUUGAAUUUAGCCGACUUUUUGAGUAGAAGCAAUCUCUUGAAACGAAAUAAGGGCAGGGAUUUCUCAUGGCUUUAAUCGGGAAUUUUGAGGGAGAUAAAUUUAGUAAAGGCGUGUUUCCUUUUUCGGACACAGCUCGAUUUUGUCAAGUUGGUUUCUCGGGAAAAACUUGCUCCAUUUCACAUCUCAUACUUUAGAAUCUACUUGUGAUUACCUUAUAUUUCUUUGGAGGGACUUGGUACUUGUUAGCAAAGAAAAUUGAACUCACACAUGUCUGUGGCAUUUCCCCAACUCUCGUGGUGGUUAUGGAGUGGGAAGCAUAAAGAACCUCGAAGCUCGAAUGGUGGGUCUGCUUUAAAUGCUUCACUAGAUACAGCCAACCGGGAAACGGACACUCUAAAAUUUCCUUUAGUUAAUGGGGCCAACUUAUCAUCCUCAUCUAGAAGGGUGAAGAGGAAAUGGCAUAGUCGAGAAGAAAGAAAAAUUGAUAGGGAAUACGACAUUGUUCUUGUUCCAUCUGAUGGAGGAUGUGUUUCAGGGUCUGAGUCUGAUGAUUCAGAUUGGUCGAUCGGAUGGUCGGAGCCCCACGGACCUGGAUUCCAGAGUGAUGAUGAAUCAGAUAACAGUUUUGCUGUGCUGGUUCCAUGUUAUGGACGCAUUUACAAUGAUUUUGUGGACGAGACUAAGAAUAGUAUCUUAAGUGCCGUUGGGAACAUUAACGACAGUUUUUCUGCUGAGAGCAAGAAAUAUAUGGAACAGUGGCUGUCCUCUCUUCAGAACUGCUAAUGCUCUGAUUCCAAGAAAGAAAACCAUUUUGUGAUAUAUAGUCAUUUAAAAAAACUGAAAAAAAUUUGAAAAAGGAAAAAAGAAAAAGAUAUAGAAUACUAUCUAUUCUGGCUUCUUUUGACAGUACUUGCUGAGAAGCAAAUUGGAUGCAGACAGUGGGUGGAGAUUCUCAUCUUUUCAAUUCUUUUUGACCAUAUUAUGCUCUUAAAAAGAGAGACUUAAAAAGAAUAUGACCUCAUCCGGGAUGAAGCUUGUAAAAAUGGGAUGUAAAUAAUUUGAGACUCCUUUAUAAAUAUGGAAGACGGAGACAGAGGAGGAAAAAGGUUGAGCCAACCAGCCAUUGGGUUUGAAGAAAAAAAAUCUUAAAGAGGUGGAAGUGGAAGUGGAAGUGUUUUGUAAUUCUUUGGAGUUUUUAUGUAUAAAGUGGGAAGUGUUUAAUUCAUGUGAAAAGUUGGUGUAAAUAGUGAGUCCAUUUAUGUAUGGUUCAAUGAUGUAAAUAUGAUAUGAGUGGGUUUGGUUCAUCUAAAAUGCCUGCUCUGAAGGAUGGACCCAUUUGUAAAAUUUGUUGUACAUAGUAACACAGUUGUGCAGUGCAGGCAUGAAAAUUGUAGAUACCUCUAUCCUCAUUCAAUGUAAUAUUCUUUAAUAUAAUAUAUAUAUAUAUCUAUAUA
Cucumis sativus (cucumber) is the source of this 1549-nucleotide messenger RNA. RefSeq lists its product as uncharacterized. The record is from RefSeq and is a predicted model, not a curated record. The coding region runs from base 363 to 878 and encodes 171 amino acids. NCBI's taxonomy places the organism in Eukaryota, Viridiplantae, Streptophyta, Magnoliopsida, Cucurbitales, Cucurbitaceae. The transcript is spliced from 3 exons.